AUGAACAGUCUAGAAAGCCUGCUCCGAACAGUCCAACAGUUGAAACUCAAGAGGCUGCGCGUCGACGAGCUAGAAGAGACUCAGUUCAUCGCCGCCGGAGAAACCUUUGCUGUUUCCCAGUGUAGAUAUCAAGGCUCGGUGAUCGCUGUCAAGCGUAUUCGACUUAAUGAAUAUGGCGAACAAUCGGAUCGUCAGCACUUUCAGCGACGGCUGCAGUCGGUCUUGCGCGAAGUUUUGAUUAUGUGUCACCCGCCACUUGCGCACCAUCCCAAUAUCAUCAGUUUAUUGGGAUAUGGAUGGACCGUGGAAGAACAGAGGCCUUCUCCUUUUGUUUCGGUUGAGUUUGCCUCGAAUGGAUCACUUAGGGAAUACAUGAAGUUGAAUCAGACAAUCCGGACGAAAUUCAUUCUCAUGGGCGAUGUUGGAGCAGGCUUGAUGGCACUACAUAAAUGUGGCAUUGUGCAUGGUGACUUGAAGAUGGAAAAUGUGGUCGUCUUUGCAUCAUUGGAGCGCCCGUCGGGGUCAAUUGCUAAGAUUUCAGAUUUCGGUCAUUCGAUCCUGGCGAGCUCUACACCAGAGAAGAGAACUCGGUAUUUUGGAACGGCCUUAUACAAUGCGCCUGAGGUAGCUCAUCAGAGAAACCAGCCAAUUCCGGCGGAUCAACUUCACAAAUGCGACAUCUGGGCAUUCGGCCUAUGUGCAUGGGAGAUUCUGGCAGACGGACAGGUGUACUUCCAACGCAGCUGGCAAAACAACGUGCUUUACGACCGACCUCCUUCCUAUCCAGACUCCUGGGCCAUGGUGACAUCGCCAUUAACCUCGGAGACCCAUAAUGUCUCCACUGGUGAAGACGGUCACUAUGUCUUUGGCCGCUUCGAUCCCUCACACCUCGAGCAUCUUGCCGUUGAAUUUGUGAACGAGCUGAAAAUACCGGGAGUGGGGUUUGAAAAGGGGAUGCUUAGACCUUUGUUGUCUCGCACUCUACAGACUGAUCCUAACAAGAGGAUAUCGGAUCUAAGUCGACUUCCCAUCAUUGGCUUCUGGAAUAAAGCACCCGGCGGACAUUCCCUCCAGUCAAAGCUCGCAACAUACACGUUGUCGAGCGAGGUCCGAUAUUCAAUUUUCAGUCGGGACACUGGACCGUAUAUUAUCUGGGAACAGCAGCAACAGCUUUUGCAAGACUUCGAAGCGGUAGCUCAACGUGCUCAGCCCCAGAAGGAAAAUGGGACUGGUGCUUUCCAGACCAUGUUGUGUUAUGUCAAUGCUUUCGGCACAUCCGGAAACUUGACUAAAGCUGCUGAGUUCCUUCACAAGGCCGAAGAGGCAGGACACUUGAUUGCUCGCAUUCUGGGCCCUCGAAUGAUUGAUGUCUUUAUGCAGAAGUUGUCUGAUUUUCGAAAGGAGUAUAGCGAAAGUCUGGCGCUGGGCUUUGAAAUCAUUCGACAACCUCAAAGCUCCAAGGAGAUCACCGUUGAACGCGAUCAUUCAAUUACGAAAUUUGCCAGUUACGAUUCUUUUCGACAAUUUAUUCUCGACGAGGCACUUGGAAAAGAUGAUAUUGCGCUUAUGCGCGUCGCUCCAAAUGCUUCUUCUGUGCGCCUCCAUCCGCUGGAAGUUGCUGUUCAGCAUGGUGAUAUUGAGCUCGUGGGGGCUCUCAUGCCCUGCCUUGAGGACUACAUUGCUUCAAACGCCGAAGGGGAAAUGCUUCUUGUACAGGCUGCUUCUCGAGGUCACGGUGCUGUCGUCAGCCGCCUGUUAAAAGCAGGAGCUCCCAUCAUCCGAGAGAACUCGACUACCCUUUUACACUGGCUUUUUUGCUUGGAUGCCUCGACUUUGAAUGAGGUCUACUCGUAUCUACAGGAAUGGCCUCGAAGCUCCACCCUCAAACCUUUAUUGAACCAAGCAAGCACCGAGAAAAUCAUCCUUCACCCACAAUGGCCAUUUCAGGUACAUGGCUCACCCCUCGCUACUGCAAUAACUUCCGGGAAUCUCGCUGCUGUCAAGAUACUUCUGGACUUAAAGGCCGAUCCUUUGGCCCUUGCCUUCGCUACCGUUGAAGGCGACACUCUCGCCUUGUCACCUAUUCACUUGGCAAUACGCUACCACUUUCCCGAGAUUCUUCAGCUACUCUGGCAGAAAGCUUUUGGCGAGAGAGUGAUUAGUGGAGCGAGACCCCAUCUAGCUCAGUCUCUGGGUUCAUUCCCAAUCGCUUGUGCCCUGAGCCUUCUCACCAACGCCGAGCGCUUUGCAAUCCACGGCAGCGCCUACAAGCAAGCUCUCCGGAAUACAAUCAAGCUCCUUCCUAUGGACAUCCUGCUCCAGUCAUCCCCCGAAGGCAAAAAUGCACUUACGCAGGCAAUUGAUCUUGAGGAUGCCGACACUGUGGAACUCCUCCUUGAGCGGUUUCCCGAGCUUGCCGACAGGGAGCUUGUACAGCCCUCCAACAAAGGAGUUUUCACUUACCCACUGCAUUUUGCCGUGCAGAUCGGUUCUUGUAGGGACACUGAUGAGUCAGUUCGGAUUCUAGAGACUAUUCUGAACCUAGAUCCUACUGCAAUCGACCGCCAAGACAGCUCUUCGGUCAAACCGAUACACGUCGCAGCAAUGGGAUCUUCCACCCGUAUCACAGAAUUCCUGCUCAAAUGCGGUGCAUCUUGUCACGACCUCGAUGGGCGAGGACAAGGUCCCUUGCACUUCUGUCGUACCGCAUCUAAUGCAAAGAUACUGCUCUCUAGUGGCGCAAAUAUCAACCACAAAGACCAACUGGGCUUCACUGCGGCUCAUGCAGCGGCAACCCAAGGCAGAGAGGAGGUACUCCAGACCUUGAUUAAGGCGGGUGCGGAUCUAUCCUCCAGAGACAACGGAAUUGGGACACCCCUCCACUGUGCCAUCCAGCGGAAAUCACGUAUAAUGACAGAGAUGACUCUCAAAGCUGGAGCUGAGAUUGAUGCUCAAGAUACACAUGGAAGGACACCACUUCUAGUGGCAAUGGAUACAGGACGCUCGGAUCUUGUCUUCUUGAUAUUUGACACUGGCGCAGAUCCUUUCAUCGAAGACGAACGCGACUUUUCGCCCUUCCUCAUGUCUCUUGCCUGGAAAACAUCUCAGAUGCUAUCCCGAUUCCAAAACCACGGUUCCUUUGAGAAACUUCCCUGGGAGAAAAAGGUUGCAGCUUUGCAUUUUGCAGCAGAAAAUGGAGAGCCGGCGGCCUUGCAGCAAUACCUGCGGAAACUUCCCAAGCCAUCUAGCCAGACCGAGAACCCUGAAUAUCCCCGCAUAAUCUCAACUAUCCACAAAGCAGCCGCUGCUUGUAGGGUAGACCUUGUCGACGUAUUACUUUCUGCCGGCUUCAAAGUCGACUCUCUCGCCACCAACGGCAACACCCCACUCCUUACAGCUUGCCUAGCAGGUCGAAACAACUCCGAUUUUUACGCAUAUACGCGUACAUACAUGUGCCAAAGACUACUGGAUAAAGGAGCCAACAUUCUCGCAAAGAACGACAAAGGCUUGACUCCAUUCGCCAUUGCUAUGGAAUAUGUUGAUUACCCACUCAUGACACUGCUCCUCGAACAUGCGCUGGCAACGAACGAUCUCGACGUACCAGCACGACGAUCCCGGAUCCUUGUGUCCAUCAAAGACCCCAGCCAAGAACCUCGCUUCUGCGCAGAAGCAAGAGCGCUCAUCGGAGACGAGGUCAUCGAUCAUCAGCUUAUCCGCAACGCAGUCGCUAAAGAGGAAUGGGACUUCAUCAUCACCUGUAUCGGCGGCCACUUCGUCGGCAAGGAAGAUCUCGAUCCGGAUACUUUCAACGAAGAAUACAAGUGGGGGGCGGAUAUACUGGACGUGCUGCGCUUCUAUUGCGCUAUCAAAGACCGGAAGAAAAUCCGCCAUUUGUACGCCAACGCCAGCACUGGGGGUAGACAGGAUGACAUAAUUCGGAAUUCGGAAUGGUGGAAUAUGGAAUACGAGAUCCGUGAAACGAAGGGAAUCAUCGAUGAACUGUUGUGGCCGGCCACACGAAAGAUGUUUGCUAGGAUGCUCCAGCAAAUUUCUACGGGUCCUCCGCGUAGGGAGCUCAGCAUCUCGAAGUGGAUGCCGUCUAUCGUGCCCAAUUGGACGAAAAAGUCAAGGCCGAAGAAGUCAAAAGCUCUUACUUUUGACGAUGUUGCUCAAUAUGGACUUGAGGAGGCGGAGAUCAGGAUGAGGUGGAGUAUUGAGGAAGUGGAGGUCUUGCUUGAGGUGAUGCAGAAGUGGACUGAGAAAAUGGCCGAGGUCAAGGAUCAAGGAGAAAAAUUGGAAACGAUGGAAUGGGCACGGGCACUGCUCGAGGAGCUGCGGUCUCAUUUGUAUGGGCUAGGAGAGACAAUCGCUAUUCUGACAAAGUACUGCGACAGUCAGUGUGAUAGCACGUUAGAGGCAACGGCGGCAAAAGGGUGGGAUGAUCUAUCUCGACAGGGAAAAACAGGGUCUGCGAAAGUGGAUGAUUUGACCAAAGCACUCGACGCGGCGUUUAAGAGUGUGGACAACCUCGGGACGGCGCUAGACAAGGAAAGAUGA
Penicillium cinerascens is the source of this 4557-nucleotide messenger RNA. RefSeq lists its product as uncharacterized. The transcript is spliced from 2 exons. The record is from RefSeq and is a predicted model, not a curated record. Lineage: Eukaryota; Fungi; Ascomycota; Eurotiomycetes; Eurotiales; Aspergillaceae. The coding region runs from base 1 to 4557 and encodes 1518 amino acids. Gene Ontology annotation, biological process: protein phosphorylation. Gene Ontology annotation, molecular function: protein kinase activity; protein binding; ATP binding.